This is a messenger RNA of Hevea brasiliensis (rubber tree), 2434 nucleotides long. Its product is annotated as CBS domain-containing protein CBSCBSPB5. Lineage: Eukaryota; Viridiplantae; Streptophyta; Magnoliopsida; Malpighiales; Euphorbiaceae. Gene Ontology annotation, molecular function: protein binding. Bases 454 to 2088 code for a protein of 544 amino acids. The transcript has 15 exons. The record is from RefSeq and is a predicted model, not a curated record.
GAUUUCAGUUAGAAUCGUUAACGUGCGCGAAUAUCAUUGGGCCCCUUCCCAUCGUAUGGCAAAUUUCACAUCCUUCCAUUUCUCUUCUAGGGUUUCAAUAUCUCUCCACCUCCGCUAGUUCCAGCUCUCUGCCUUGCCGGUCGGUGAAUAUUACGGAAAAUCUUAUUUUCCGAUAACAAUCCCGACCUGCUUUCCCUCGAAAAUUUCUAACCCUCUCAAUUAGCCACCUUUGUUCCGUCCAGAUUACUGAUUCCAACUCCCGACGGUUCAACUUUGUGAAAAUUAAUUUUCGUUUAUGAUUGACGCUUCGUUCAUCAAAAUUUCAUUUGUUGAUUGAAAUCUACGUCAUCUUUUGCUAUUGAAACAACUCUAGCCUAAUCUCUCGUUCUGGUGAUUGGUUGCAGUAAUUUGGAGGGAUAUAGAUUGAGAAUUGUGUGUGGAAUAUAGGUGAAGAUGGCCAGUCAAGGUGGAUCUUCGAGGAAAAGUUUUUCGUUGUCAAAUUCAUCUUCUACGCUUGCGAGGAAGAAAUCAUCUGAGAAUGGUGGAGCCCCGGAUUCUGCACGAAAAUCUUUCACCACUUCUCGGCCCGGGGGACUAACUGGUGAGCGUACAGUGAAACGAUUGCGCCUGUCAAAGGCCCUGACAGUACCUGAAGCCACAAGUAUUUAUGAGGCUUGCCGUCGUAUGGCUGCUCGUAGAGUUGAUGCUUUAUUGCUAACGGACUCAAAUGCGUUACUUUGUGGAAUCCUCACAGAUAAGGAUGUAGUAACAAGAGUAAUUGCUCGUGACAUUAAUCUUGAGGAAACACCAGUUUCCAAAGUUAUGACAAGGAACCCAGUUUUUGUUCUUUCUGACACCCUUGCUGUGGAAGCUCUACAGAAGAUGGUUCAAGGAAAAUUCAGACAUUUGCCUGUUGUGGAAAAUGGAGAGGUCAUUGCUAUACUUGAUAUAGCAAAGUGUUUAUAUGAUGCUAUUGCUCGUAUGGAAAGGGCAGCUGAGAAGGGAAAGGCUAUUGCUGCAGCUGUUGAAGGUGUAGAAAAAAAUUGGGGGACAACCUUAUCUGGACCUAAUACGUUCAUUGAAACACUUCGAGAGCGGAUGUUUAGACCGUCUUUAUCUACAAUAAUUCAGGAGAAUUCAAAGGUUGUAACAGUUUCUCCAACUGAAAGUGUUUUGGCAGUGACAAAGAAGAUGCUUGAAUUUCGGUCAAGCUCUGCAGUGGUGAUGGUUGAUCACAAACCACGAGGAAUUUUAACCUCUAAGGAUAUCUUGAUGCGAGUAAUAGCACAAAAUCUUCCUCCAGAUACCACUGUUGUGGAGAAGGUUAUGACUCCUAACCCUGAAUGUGCAACCAUUGAUACACCAAUUGUUGAUGCUCUUCAUAUCAUGCAUGAUGGGAAGUUUUUGCACCUUCCUGUGGUAGAUAGAGAUGGGAAUAUAGUUGCUGUGGUUGAUGUGAUUCAUAUUACUCAUGCAGCAGUUGCCACGGUUGGAAGUACUGCUGGAGUAAAUAAUGAGGCAGCAAGCACAAUGAUGCAAAAGUUUUGGGAUUCUGCAAUGGCUUUAAGUCCCAACGAGGAUGAUGAGGAUACACGGAGUGAAGGUUCCUUGAAAUUGCCUUCUGAAGGAGGAGAGACAGGAAGAUCCCUUGCCUAUCCUUCAUCAGGGUUGCCAAAUACAUUUGGGUUCAAAAUUGAAGACAAGAAGGGGCGAAUGCACAGAUUUACUUGUGAUACUAGGAGUUUGACAGAUCUAGUAACGGCUAUACUUCAGAGGUUAGGGGAUGACAUUGACCGAAACAAUUUGCCUCAAAUUCUGUAUGAAGAUGAAGAUCAUGAUAAAGUUGUUCUGGAGUCAGAUAGUGAUCUUGCUGCAGCCGUUGAGCAUGCAAAAUUAGUUGGUUUCAAGGGUCUGAGAUUGCAUUUAGACUAUUCUGGAAUACGUGGUCGACGGAGGAGUUCUACUUCAGGAGAUAUGGAUUACGCUCACACAGAUGCAUGGGCUGCUGCAUACAGUGCUGUUGCAGCAGGUGCGGCUCUGGUUGCUGGGUUAGGUGUACUAGCAUACUUACGAAGAUCUGGUUACUGAUGCUUGAAUUUUUCUUUUUGGAAAAAAAAAAAUAGAAUUACCAGUUCAUACAAAUUAAUUUCUCCUGAACUAAAUGACCAAAAUGGAAUUGGCUUGGAGGGUAUUUCUUGUGCUUGAUAUGUGUUUUUGUAGAACUAAAUUUGUACAAGAAAAAAUGAAAAAAAAAAAAAAGAGAAGUAAAUUUCUUGGUGCUGGGUACUCCACGACACUGCAUAUGUCAAGUAUUGAGUGGUGGAAUGUGCAUUCUUUCUGGUACGCGAAGUUGGAGAUUUUUUGAUGUGUAAAAAAUAAAAUAUGCCACUUUCUGAGCUGUCUGCCUGACAAUUUGCUGAUCAUUUUUGACCUA